CGGCUCAGAGCGGAGGGAGAGCGCAGAGCGCAGAGCGGAGAGCGGAGAGACCCUGCCGCCGCUGCUACUGCUCCUCAGCCCCGGCCCCGGCCCCGGCCCGUCGGAUACAAGCCAGGAUGUUCCUCCUCUGUUAAAAAACGCAAAUCACUUGAAGCCGGGGACACAGGAGCUGCUCGAGAAUCCAGCGUGUGGCGACCGGCUGACACAGAUGCGCCCGCCCUGCCCGUGGUGUCCGUAGGCAGCGUCGGUCUUUUGUUCGGCUGAGGCGUCUGUCCUCCAACCCCCGACAUGGAUCGCUCAGAGAGGGAACACAGGUCGGACGACGAGGCGGAAUAUCAGGACGAGGAGGUGGACCCCAGAAUCCAGGGGGAGCUGGAGAAACUCAACCAGUCCACCGACGACAUCAACAGAUGCGAGACGGAGCUGGAGGAUGCAAGGCAGAAGUUCCGCUCCGUUCUGGUGGAGGCCACGGUGAAGCUGGAUGAACUGGUGAAGAAAAUUGGCAAGGCUGUUGAGGAGUCUAAGCCUUACUGGGAGGCCCGCAGGUUGGCCAGACAGGCCCAGCUGGAGGCCCAGAAGGCCACCCAGGACUUCCAGAGAGCCACCGAGGUUCUGCGGGCAGCGAAGGAGACCAUCUCCCUGGCCGAGCAGAGGCUCCUGGAGGAGGACAACCGGCAGUUUGACUCCGCCUGGCAGGAGAUGCUGAACCACGCCACCCAGCGGGUGAUGGAGGCGGAGCACACCAAGACGAGAAGCGAGCUGGUGCACAAGGAGACGGCGGCAAAAUACACGGCAGCCAUCAGCCGCAUGAAGCAGCUGGAGAAAAAACUCAAACGCAUCAUCAACAAGUCCAAGCCCUACUUUGAGAUGAAGGCGAAGUACUAUCUGCAGCUGGAGAACCUGAAGAAGAACGUGGACGAGCGGCAGGCCAAGCUGUCUCUGGCCAAAGGCGAGUACAAGGCGGCCCUCAGGAACCUGGAGAUGAUCUCCGACGAGAUCCACGAGCGACGGCGGAACUCCGCCAUGGGCCCCCGGGGGAGAGGCGUGGGCUCAGAGGGCGACAGCGUUUCCGGAGACGACAUCUCCAGCUUCAAAAUGGAGUCUGAUGGAAUAUCCAUGGCGUCUGUGUGUUUCGACGACGAUGCGUGCGGCGGCGGUGGCGGCGGCGGCGCCUUGUCUGAAGAGGACUCGGAGACUCGCUCCACCUGCAGCUUGGGUUCGUCUCCCAGCAGCCCUCAGGAUCUCAUGUCGCCCUGCCCCUUCGCCGGCUCCUCCUCUUCCUCAUGCACCUCCUCCUCCGCCCCUCCGUCACCGACUCCCUCCUCCUCCUCGUCCUCCCCUGCUCCUCCCUCCAGGCCCUGCAGUCUGGAUCUUCCCAGCACCGUGUCCUUGUCCGACUUCAGCCUCAUCUCGCCGGUGCUGGGGCCUCGCAGCGAGUGCAGCGGAGCGUCAUCACCUGAAUGCGACCUGGAGAGAGGAGACCGGGCAGAAGGUGCAGAGGGGGAUCUGGACAACGCUCCCGCCACGAACAACAACAACAAAAGCGGCGGUGGCGGCGGCGGCAGCAGCUCCACCUCCACAGCCAAGAAGACCUUCAGCCUGGAGGCACGCUUCAGCUUUCUGAACCUGCGACGCCCUCGAGCCGACAACGCCAAAAAAAUGGACAACUCUUCCCAAAAGGCCGAGCCCGCGCAGAGCGGGGUCCUGGUCAUGGGAGUCUGAGGGACAAAAAGAGAACUUGUUAGAGGGAUUCCGACCCACUGGUGAACUAUUAUGAGCUGUUUAUAAGCUAACCGCCACAGCUGCACUCCAUUUCCAAACUCCACUAUGUUGACAUUGUGUUGCUGAAGGGGGAUGGAAGAAAAAGAGAGGAGGAAAUUAUUCAUGUUAUUUUUUUUCCCCCUCACUAACAGCUGAAAAAAGGCUUCUGUCACAAAAGCGGAAGUACACAGGCUGCCUGCGUACGACCUUUGACCUGGGGAUCAUCUUAAAACUGCUCUAUUAUUGUUGAAUAAUUGGUGUAAUUGUUUAGCAAAAUUGAGAAUUUAUUACUGUUAAAUGGCAUUUAGCAUGCUCUAAACCACGCAGAGGUUCAACGGUUGGAAGAACUGAAGUCACAUGUUGAGAUGUUCAACAGAUAACUGGUCUCUCGACCUCCUGCUAUACAUUCCCGUGUUUGAUGACAUGACUAUGUUGUAUUUUCUGAAGUUCUGUAUGUGAAUUGUUCAGGUUUGGCCACUGUGGCCCUUCUAAUGUUUAAGCUGUUUAUUUUUCAAGUAAGCUGCUCGAGGUGUAAUCCUGGUUUAUUCGAGCUUUGGCCUUUCAUGCAGAGGUUGUGCCGCCACGAUGACUGUGUUUUAACUUAAAGUCCUUGUGGUGCACAUUCAGCAAAAUGACUGAUAUUUAAACACAAUACGUCCCUUAAACAGUAACAGUUGCAUCGCAGAUAAAUACAUCUAACGAGCUGAAAGUGAUUAGGUCACGCUUUACUUCAUGUCCCCCUGUUUAGCAUUUAUAAGAAGUAAAACAUGUAAUAAUUGCCCCUAAUCAGAUGUAAGUGUUUAUAAAGGUAUUUGUCAACAACUAUAAUUCCUCCUGUGAGCUCCCAUAAGCUGAAGCUAAUGUGUAAACAGAUAUUUAAUAAUAUAGUAAAACACAGCUGUAAUAUAAAAUGUUUUCAGAGGAGAAGUUACAAUUGUUGACAAAUACUGUACAUUAAUAAACACUUGAAAUGUCCUACUACGUUAUAGUGUUGUAAACAUUUAUAAAAUUUUAUAUGCUGCUUAUAAAAAACUAAAUCGGAGGAUUUAAAGUAAGGUGUUACCUGUUGUAACUUCUCAUUUAGCUGAAAACCAGUGUUUAGCUGCCCUCUGUGCUUUAAAGCUGUGUAACUUUUCUUUGUUGAGACUCACGUUUCUCUUACAAAUGAAAAGUUCAAUUUAUAAUAAAUAAAAACAUUCUUAUUUAAUUCAA
This is a messenger RNA of Xiphias gladius (swordfish), 2973 nucleotides long. It is a transcript of the gene sh3bp5b, whose product is annotated as SH3-domain binding protein 5b (BTK-associated). Gene Ontology annotation, molecular function: protein kinase inhibitor activity. Gene Ontology annotation, biological process: negative regulation of protein tyrosine kinase activity; intracellular signal transduction. The transcript is spliced from 9 exons. Gene Ontology annotation, cellular component: cytoplasm. Bases 289 to 1722 code for a protein of 477 amino acids. NCBI's taxonomy places the organism in Eukaryota, Metazoa, Chordata, Actinopteri, Istiophoriformes, Xiphiidae. The record is from RefSeq and is a predicted model, not a curated record.